Chlorocebus sabaeus (green monkey) is the source of this 2565-nucleotide messenger RNA. It is a transcript of the gene RPE, whose product is annotated as ribulose-5-phosphate-3-epimerase. NCBI's taxonomy places the organism in Eukaryota, Metazoa, Chordata, Mammalia, Primates, Cercopithecidae. Gene Ontology annotation, molecular function: D-ribulose-phosphate 3-epimerase activity. The record is from RefSeq and is a predicted model, not a curated record. Gene Ontology annotation, biological process: pentose-phosphate shunt; carbohydrate metabolic process.
GGGGCGGGGCCAAAACUGCCCGCCCAAUCGGAGUGACGCUCUAGUCUUGCCGGGGGACUCGUGGGGUAACUUGCUCUGGGGAGCCAGCGGUAUGGCGUCGGGCUGCAAGAUUGGCCCGUCCAUCCUCAACAGCGACCUGGCCAAUUUAGGGGCCGAGUGCCUCCGGAUGCUAGACUCUGGGGCCGAUUAUCUGCACCUGGAUGUAAUGGACGGGCAUUUUGUUCCCAACAUCACCUUUGGUCACCCUGUGGUAGAAAGCCUUCGAAAGCAGCUAGGCCAGGACCCUUUCUUUGACAUGCACAUGAUGGUGUCCAAGCCAGAACAGUGGGUAAAGCCAAUGGCUGUAGCAGGAGCCAAUCAGUACACCUUUCAUCUCGAGGCUACCGAGAACCCAGGGGCUUUGAUUAAAGAUAUUCGGGAGAAUGGAAUGAAGGUUGGCCUUGCCAUCAAACCAGGAACCUCAGUUGAGUAUUUGGCACCAUGGGCUAAUCAAAUAGAUAUGGCCUUGGUUAUGACAGUGGAACCAGGGUUUGGAGGGCAGAAAUUCAUGGAAGAUAUGAUGCCAAAGGUUCACUGGUUGAGGACCCAGUUCCCAUCUUUGGAUAUAGAGGUCGAUGGUGGAGUAGGUCCUGACACUGUCCAUAAGUGUGCAGAGGCAGGAGCUAACAUGAUUGUGUCUGGCAGUGCUAUUAUGAGGAGUGAAGACCCCAGAUCUGUGAUCAACCUAUUAAGAAAUGUUUGCUCAGAAGCUGCUCAGAAACGUUCUCUUGAUCGAUGAAACCAUAAGGAGCCCAAAGUUUCUGUUCAUGAAAUCUCCCUUUUACUGAAAAACAGGAAUAUUGACUACCAAAUCAUAAUGCAAUUGAAGCUGCACUGCUUUUUUGAGCAGUUAUUCAUUCCAGUGAUUAAAACUGAUUGUGCAGAAUAUUCUAAGAGGUUAGAAAUUGGUGUGUAUAACUAUGUUUUUAGUGAUGCAGCUUAAUGAUUAGUGAGUAAGAUACUGUUUUUAUUGAGAGACUUGAUUUUUAUAAAGAGUAAAAAUACAGCUGUAUUAAGGUUACAAACAGAAAAGUGUCUUAAUGCCUAAGGAGGGCAUAUUGACUACACUACAAAAACAAAUUUUGUCUGUACUUCUGAAAAGAAUUUUGUUGUUUCUCAGCUGUUUUCCAAAAGCAAAGGAAGUCUUUAUGGUUUUUUUCUAUUUCAUGUUAUUUGUGAUUUGUUUAUAAGUUUGGGUGGGAUGGCAUACCAUAUUCUUGGUUCUUAAAAUCUAUCACUUUUAACCUUACACUUGAUGUGUGAAAACUAUAAAAACGAUGUAUGAAACCCAGGGGUUCUAAAAUACAAGCAUAGAUUUUAUCAGGGUGUUUUGUCAAAGCAGAUUAUUCAGUGAUUCCUCCCCACCAUUCUUAAGGACGUUAAAUAAUGCUGUUGUGUUAGCUCUGAGUAGAGAGGAAAAAGUAAAACCUCUGUUUGGAAGUAAUAUUGGGUUGAAUUCUGACCGCCCCUUUCUAGCUGGACCUUUAACAAAUCACCCAAUCUUUUUUGCAUUUCUCCUAACUCAUUUAUACAUUAAAUGUAAUUAUAACAACUGUGGGGUUGUGUUGAGAAUUAAGAGGUAACACUAUAUGCCUAAAGUUUCCAGUACUAGUCCCAGAAUUUAGAAUAUGCUCAAUACAAAGUAGAUAGCAUUAUAUAAGUUUAUAUUUCGUGAGUUAUAAAGUACUUUGAUAUAUUCUCAUUAAAUCUGUAAAUCACCUCUAUAAGUAAGUGGUAAUAAUAAAGCAGGUAUUUUUGUCCCCAUUUAAAAAAUGAAGAAAUUAAUGCUCAGUAGUAGGAUGGUACCCUGAAAGGAUCUAGGAAGUAGUAGAAUUUCUGGUCUGCACUUUUACAAAUGGAGCCCUUGGGAGGUCGGUUAGGUAAGAAGCUUUUUACUUAACAUUGUCUUAUUUCCAGUCUAAUUUUACACUGUAGCAGAACCAGAUGGCUGAGAAUAUUCUGGAACUAUGGAUCUUGACCCCAAGGAUAUAUUAUUUUAUUCCAAGAAAGAUCAGGUAGGCGAAAAGAUGACAGGAUGCAGAGUCAAUCCAUAAACUAAGUAUUUAUAACUGUUUGAAUUAUAGAGAGUCUAAAAAUAUGUGUCAGCUAUUUCAUUCCUGUAAAUAUUCUUGCUAUGUUAUAAAUAUGGCAAGAAAUAUCAGGACCAGUAUCAAUAGACUUCUUGAGGCUACUAUAAGUUUUGAGAAAUAAGGUUCAAAAAGUAAGAAUGCUAACAGUUAAGCUUAGACUAGAGCUUGCUUGGGUUUCUUCCUGCAUUACAAGGUAAAAAUGUGUUAAUGUUUGUUUUUAUUUCAGCUUAGGAAAGCUUUGUGCCAUGAAUAGGUCACAUUUAAUAACAAGCAACACAAAGUAUAUAGAAAUAACUUUAAUUAAAAAACUUACAUAGAAGAUUAUAAUAUCAGACAUGACAAAGAUUUGAGUUUAUUUGCCUGGACAACUUGGGUUUGUCUGGCUUUUGUUUUCUUUUUCUUUAAAAAUAAAUGUACAGUAAAACUACAAGCAAAA